Messenger RNA from Mangifera indica (mango), 1416 nucleotides. Its product is annotated as E3 ubiquitin-protein ligase BIG BROTHER-like. Gene Ontology annotation, molecular function: ubiquitin-protein transferase activity; ubiquitin conjugating enzyme binding. NCBI's taxonomy places the organism in Eukaryota, Viridiplantae, Streptophyta, Magnoliopsida, Sapindales, Anacardiaceae. The transcript has 8 exons. Gene Ontology annotation, biological process: protein ubiquitination; negative regulation of organ growth. The record is from RefSeq and is a predicted model, not a curated record. The coding region runs from base 251 to 988 and encodes 245 amino acids.
AAACCGAAGACAUGUUUGGAUUCUGGAAUGUAGAGAGCUGAGCCUAACUAAAUCAAAUUUUAGUAUUUUAAUUGUUUUCUUUUUCCUUUCUUCUUCUUCUCCUACAUUUUCCUUGCAUCCAAACUGAAGAUAUCAAAUUGCUUUCUAAUUUUAUAAUGAAGUAAUGUCGAUGUGGAAGCACUGUUUAUGGAGUUGAAACUCCGCUUUGAAUUUAUUGUUGUUACUAAUUUUUCAGAUUAGUAGAUUAAAAAUGAGUUGGAAUCCACAUGUUGAGGUUCAGUACCGUAACACCAGCUACCCUUACAACAGUGCUGGAAGCUUUAUAGAAUACUUUGAAGGGCUUACAUACGAGCAUGUGAAUUUCAUUUUUGAUGGCACUUCACAUGUUCAGGAAAGUGUUUACCCAUUAAUGGAUACAAGUCUUUACAAGUUUGGGUUAUCUGAAUCUGAGAGUACUUCAUAUUACAAUUAUGGUCAUCCUUGUGAGGUCAAUUAUCAUGAUCCAUGCAGUGAUGAUCACAGAAGGCCAUCAGAGAACACAGUGAAUAAUGAACAAAAUGCAGCUGUAAAUACACUAAGGGAAAGGAAUAGAGACACUACUACUCGGGAGAGUGUUGAAUGUCCAUGGAGACAUCAUAAUACACACGAUUAUCAGCUUGUUUGGCAAGACAGUAUUGAUCCUGACAACAUGACUUAUGAGGAAUUACUUGAGUUAGGUGAGACUGUGGGGAGUCAAAAUCGGGGUCUUUCCCAAGAUCUUAUAGCAUUGCUCCCAAUCUCAGAAUACAAGUGUGGAUUAUUUUCUUGGAAGAAAUCAAGAAAUGAAAGGUGUGUAAUUUGCCAGAUGGAGUAUAAACGAGGUGACAUGCGCAUCACUCUACCAUGCAAGCAUGCGUACCAUGCUGCUUGUGGGGCCAGGUGGUUGAGCAUAAAUAAAGCUUGCCCUAUAUGUUACACUGAGGUGUUUGAUGAUUUGUCAAAACUUUAGGAAAUAAUCAGCGAUGAACAUAGAGCAGGUAACCUUAGUAUCAUUUUCUUAUAUUUUUCCAUCUGGUUAUCUUUCCUUCACACAGAGAUGCUUGUUCUGUUUUCCCACUAAAAAAAAAUUGUCUUAGAAUUUGCAAUAAAUGAAGAAGAGUAUCUACUAUUGAAAAUGGACAUGAUGUCAGUGAGACCAAAAGAUUGUACAGAGUUUUCAUGGUUCUUUUCCACUCAUCCACUCAAUUCUAUUUUUGUUCUUAAAACCUUGUAGACUUAGUUCGAUUUGACUCAAUUUUUUUUUACUUGGUCAAGUGACUGUGAAAGGAAAUUUCGUAUGCUUAUGCAGAGUCGAGGAACAGAACUCAGCAUCCUCAGGUCUCACCUUGACUGGGUGUUAUGUGAUGUUAUGUUUAUAAAAUUUAGAUUUUACAGUAA